ACGAGAACUUACGAAACUUUGUGGCACUGAGAACAUGACUUGAAACUUAUAUUGAAACAUAACCGAAAAAACUCAGAAACGUGGAAUAACGAAUUUUCACGGGCGACGAUAACAGCGCGAUUACGUACCCGGCCGGUCGAACACGGAGGCUUAUCACCGCCGCCGCCGACGAUGACUGCGGAUACGUAACGCACCGCUAUGCAUCGCACGAAAAUAGUAACACUCAUUACAAACUAAAAACUACUGUAGCACUAAAUAAAAGGAUGGGUGAAUUAAAGCAAAUUUACCUUUUAAUACAGAGUGAUAUUUCCAAGGAAAACAUAAAAGAAGCUCUUAAUACUUAUAACACCCAUUACAAAAAUAUUAAGGAUAUUGAAGGAUUUCAAAAUUUUACAGUUAGUGUAAUUAGUGCAUUGGCUCAAAAACUUCAAUUUGAAUUAUCAUCUAAUAACCAAACUAAACAGUCAAGAAUAAAUGUUGAUUAUGUUAUUAAAUUUGGUGAUCGUUGUUUUGAAAUGCCUAAAUUGUCAGAUUUACAACACUUGCAAAAUAGUCUAUAUGUAAUUAUUAGAUAUUUACUUUCGUAUAAUCAUGUAAUUGAAGCUGUUCGUUUUAGUAAUUAUUUUUUAAAGUAUUCAUCUUCUCCUUGUGAUAUACUGAAGCAUCUAGUUCAAUUAUUUGCACAUUUCAUACAUAAUAUAUGUCCAAUUGAUGAUGAUUUGAAAAAAUUAAAUGUUAUUUUGAUGUGGGAUGCUGCAUUGAACUUAGUGAAACAUUAUACCGAAAAAGAAAUAGAUUAUGCAUUAUAUUCAUUAGCAAUGCUUGUAAAAAAUAUAAAUGGAAAAAUAUUACAUGAAGGUCGUUCUAUGGAUUUAGUUAUUUUAGAUAUGACUUUAGAAUCGGUUCUAUCAUCUGUUGAUUUUAGAAAAAAGAGUGAUCAAGAUAAUAUGAUGAAUUUAUAUUCAAAGUUAAUUGAAAAUAUUGUGGCUGUAAUGCAAAAUAUGAUGCGUCGUAAACAGAUACAUGUACAUUUUUUAGUCAAACAUAUUGAAUUAAUGAUUGAUGUUUGUUGUUUGACUAAAACUGAAAAAGAAGAUCUGUCAUUUUUGAUUUUAUUAUUCAAAUUUAUUGACAAUUCAGUGAAAAAUGGUCUGGAUUCAAAUUUUGAAAUCAGGAAAAUGAUUACUAUUGUUCAGAAGUAUGAACCCUGUACAAUACUGCCAAAUACUAUGUCAUAUCAUGUGAUGAAAGCUGCUAUAAUUACUAUUACUAAAUUGAAAAACUUAUGGUAUGAUGAAUUGAUUAUUAACUCUCCUGAAACUGUUUCACAAAUGUUUCUCCUGUUGCAAAAUUUAUUUUAUUUAAGUAAAAAUGGUUCAGUUAGUAUGAUAUGUUGUAAAAGUAAGAAUUGUGAUCUCUAUGAGGAUUCAACAUCAGAAAUGAGUUUAAUUAAUAUUGUAUUCAUUAUGAUACGACACAUUAUUACUACUAAUGUUACAUUUUUAAAUUCAGAAGAUAUCUUAAAGUGGAUGAAUUUUUUUACAUCUUUAUUUAAACGAGUAUGUAAAUCAAAAUGCUUAAAUAAAAUCCCUUUCAUUGAAUUUUCUUUAACAAGUGCUUACAAUUUGUGUAUUCAAAAAAAUGUUGGUGAGUUGAGUAAUUUAUGUAUGGAUUUUUUGGAAAAUAUAUGUUUAUUGCUAGAUCCUAGUGGUAUUAAUCCAGAUCUUGUAGCUCGCGUAGCAAUUUUAUUAAGUCGUUAUUUAUAUAAUAAUAAUAAAAACGAUGAUGCUUUAAAGUGUAUUGCCUAUUGGUGUGUUCAAACUCGUUCUGAUCUUGCUGCCCAACAAUGGGUUUGUCUUAAGUGUAAAGAAGAAAGAAAUAAUCGUUUUGUGAAACAAACAAUUUUGAAAAUGUUUGAUGAUAAAUUGCAAAAAAAAUGGCCAGUUUGUAGUUUAAAAAAAUCUGAUUGUAUUGAAAUAAUGUGGUUGGAAUUAAAAGCCCAUAAUUAUCAAUAUAAAGUGAAACAAGACAUUACUAGUGUCCUGGAAUUGUUUGAAGACUUAAUGAGUAAUAGUAUAGUACCAAAAGAGUUAAAGUGUCGAGUUGUUGUUACUACUGCUCAUAUAAUACUUUAUUCAAAUAAUAUAAAUGGUUUAGAAUCUGUAAUUGAUGUAUUGGAGGACUACAUUUGUAAACUAGAAGUAGAAACAUCAAUGGAGAAAAAUAGCAUACCAUUGGUUAUGGGCUGCUUAUACUAUGCAAGUUUCAUAUGUUCGUUUAAACAUUUACAGAACCGUGUUAGUAAAGAAUUAGAUUCAUUUACAGAAGAGAGAUUGGAACGUGGUACAGAGCUACAAAAUAUUAUGCAGUAUGAACCUAUGGCUUGGAUACAUCCAUUAAAAAUUAAACCUAAAAUAUUUAAUUACUUAAAUUGUGCAGUUAAGAAUUGGUCUAAUUUAAUUAAUGAUACAAUCAACGAUGAGUAUUAUGUUAAAAUUAUUUUUGAAAGUCUCCAUGAAGCCGCCUUUGUAUUCAAAUUACAUUGUGACCCAAAAGAAGUGGAAGUAUGGCAAUUAUUAUAUAAAUUAGCAUCCAAUAUUAAGUCUCACAAAUAUAUUUUUAUAGCCCUUUCAGAAUUAAUGAAAAUUGGUCAAAAAAAUGAUCAGUCAGAUCAUUUAGAAUUGGAUAAUUUAGCUAACAAAUUACCUAAAAUGGCUAUUAACUAUAAGUUGACAUUAGUUACUAUUUUCUUAAAUCAAUCCAAAUAUAAAGAUGCACAAAUAUUGUUGGACAGUAUUGAUAAAGAAGAAUUAAAUAAUUAUACUAUACUAAUGGCAGAAUAUUCUUAUCUAAGAAGUCGUUUAUGCUUUGAAUCAAGAAACUUUAACAAUAAUAAAUGUCUUUCUAUAUUCAUUGAAGCUUACAAUCUUGCACAUGGUUUAAUUAAAAGAUUAGAUUAUUUUUAUGAAUAUUUGGUUAUGCAUUUUGUAAUAUUGAGUAUAUGUUCUUAUUUGAAUUUAAUCUUUGUAAAUACUUUAAAACCGGUUGAAGCCCGCUGUUUUUUAAAAGUCCAAAUGAAAAUAGUCUUAAAGUCUGUUCUCACCAAAAGAGCAUUAAAUGUAUUUAUAAUGAGUUGCUGGAAUGAAUUAAUGUGUUGCAAUUUAGAAAAUGUUUAUGGACAGCUAGAACAUUUAAUGAUACUACUGGAUUUUAAGGAAGAUGAAUUUGAUUCAAAAAUACAAUCACUUACUAUAAGUCACUCUACAAAUAUUUUGUCUUCUCCAUUGUCAGAUUAUAGGUGUAUGUCUAACAAUAGAGUGCGUAAAAUGGCAUCUCCAUCCUUAAAACAAUUUAAUAAUCAAAGUGCACAAAUGAGUAUCACCGAAUUUUGUAAAAGUGUUAUCAGUGGCGAUGUAACUUAUGAUUCAAUAAUAGUAUGUUCAGUUAUUGAAGUAUGCAUUAUUAAAGCUAUUUGCUGUUCUAUGGCUAACCAACAAAAUAAAGCUGAAAAUGAUUUUAAAAUGAUUUUUAAAUUAUUGGAACUUGUUGAACCACAGUUUAAUAAAAAUGAAGUUUAUAAUACUUUAACAGCUAGACAAAAUUCACUUGCAAAAUAUCAUUAUGGAAAACAUUUAGUUUUUUUUAAUAAUUCAACCAAGUCUUUGGAUUACAUUAAAAAAGCUAAGGAAUUGUGCAAGGAUAAAUGGUUAUCAUUAUAUGUAAAUGAAUUGAGUUUAUCACUUAAAAUUUAUGAAAUUAUGAGCUAUCCUGGUUCAAAUAUUAGCCAUUCCCCUAAAGUAGAAUCCCAUACGUAUAAAUACCAGACACCAGCUACUAAAAUUCGUGUUAAUACAAAGCCACAAGCUCUGCCAAGGUUUGUCACUCCAACGGUUAGGAAAUUAAGAAUGACAUUAGAAAGUCCUAAAUCAAGAGAAAAUAAAAUAAAAUCACCUGUAAUAAGAGAGUCUGAAAAACUAAAAAAAGAUUCAACUUCUAAGAAAAAAAUUGGAAAAGAGAAUAUUAUUAAGUCUACAAUGAAAGCAGAUAUUGAAGUAAAAGUUAGAGAGAAAAGAAAUACAAGAAAAAAAGAAACAACCGAACAGACAUCAACAUUAGUUAUUAAAAAACGUCCAAACAGACUGAAUAUUUAAAUCUAGUUGUAAAUCUGUUUUCUUAAACAUUUGUAAUUUUGAUUGGAAAUAAUAAC
Messenger RNA from Sipha flava (yellow sugarcane aphid), 4207 nucleotides. RefSeq lists its product as uncharacterized. The transcript has 2 exons. The coding region runs from base 264 to 4151 and encodes 1295 amino acids. The record is from RefSeq and is a predicted model, not a curated record. NCBI's taxonomy places the organism in Eukaryota, Metazoa, Arthropoda, Insecta, Hemiptera, Aphididae.